AUGUCACUCCCGGAUUCCACGGCUGAUGUCACUCCAGGAGCCGGCAUGAUGUGCCAGGCGCCGGCCGGUGCGGCCGAGGCUCCCCCGGUGCCGCAGCAUGCUGUGGCAGCGGUGGCAGCACAGACGAUGCCGCAGGGGAUCGGAACCAUUCCAGGGAUGCUCCCCGCGCGUGUGAUGACCCAG
Molecule: messenger RNA, 183 nt
Organism: Cladocopium goreaui
Lineage: Eukaryota; Dinophyceae; Suessiales; Symbiodiniaceae
Source: the annotation of a GenBank genome assembly